CGCCGCCCUGAGCGGCUCGGCCCUGCCCCCGAGGCUCGGCUCCGCCCCGCCAGCCGGCUGCGCGGUCGUCGGGAGACCUCGCCCCAGUCGGCCGUUCCGCCUGCUCCAGUCAAAGUGGGCACUGUCGCUCUCAGCCCCGGCAGCCCGCGGCCGUCUCCAGACGACACUGCAGCCCACCAUGAGUCUUGACAUCCACUGUGAGCAGCUGAGUGAUGCCAGGUGGACAGAGCUCCUCCCCCUGAUCCAGCAGUACCAAGUGGUCAGGCUGGAUGACUGUGGCCUCACUGAGGUGCGGUGCCAGGACAUUAGCUCUGCACUUCGGGUCAACCCUUCCCUGACAGAGCUCAGCCUGCGCACCAAUGAGUUGGGUGACGCCGGGGUGCAUCUAGUUCUCCAGGGCCUGCAGAGCCCCAUCUGCAAGAUCCAGAAGCUGAGCCUCCAGAACUGCUGCCUGACGGAGGCUGGCUGUGGGGUCCUGCCUGGCGUGCUGCGCUCCCUGUCCACCCUGCGAGAACUGCAUCUCAACGACAACCCUCUGGGGGACGCAGGCCUGCGGCUGCUCUGUGAAGGGCUCCUGGACCCCCAGUGCCAUCUUGAGAAGCUGCAGCUGGAGUACUGCAACCUCACGGCCGCCAGCUGUGAACCUCUGGCCACGGUGCUCAGGGCCAAGCCCGACUUCAAGGAGCUCACAGUGAGCAACAAUGACCUGCAGGAGGCUGGCAUCCAGACGCUCUGCCAAGGCCUGAAGGAUUCUGCCUGCCAGCUGGAGAUGCUCAAGUUGGAGAACUGCGGUGUCACAGCGGCCAACUGCAAGGCUCUGAGUGCUGUUGUGGCUUCCAAGGCUUCGCUGCAGGAGCUGGACCUGGGCUGCAACAAGCUGGGUGACGAGGGCAUCGCAGAACUGUGCCCAGCGCUGCUGUGUGCCAGCAGCAGGCUUAGGACCCUCUGGCUCUGGGAGUGCGGCAUCACCGGCGAGGGCUGCAAGGACCUCUGCCGUGUCCUCAAGGCCAAGCAGAGCCUCAAGGAGCUCAGCCUGGCUGAAAACCAGCUGGGGGAUGAGGGCGCCCGGCUGCUGUGCGAGAGCCUGCUGGAGCCUGGCUGCCAACUGGAGUCGCUGUGGGUCAAGACCUGCGGCCUCACAGCUGCCUGCUGCCCCUACUUCCGCUCGGUGCUGGCCCAGAACAAGUUCCUCCUGGAGCUGCAGAUCAGCAGCAACCAGCUGGGCGAUGCCGGUGUGCAGGAGCUCUGCCAGGGCCUGAGCCAGCCGGGCGCCGUGCUGCGGGUGCUCUGGCUGGGCGAGUGCAACGUGACCGACAGUGGCUGUGACACCCUUGCUACGGCUCUGCUGGUCAACCGCAGCCUGCGGGAGCUGGACCUGAGCAACAACUGCGUGGGGGACCCUGGCAUACAGCGGCUGGUGGAGAGUCUCCGGCAGCCUGGCUGUGUCUUGGAACAGCUGGUCCUGUAUGACAUCUACUGGACUGAGGAGAUGGAAGAGCAGCUGCGGACCCUGGAGGGACUCAAGCCGUCCCUGAGGGUCAUCUCCUGAGUUCCUGCUUGCGGUUUCUGAAAUCUACCUGGACACCGCAUCCUCAGUCCCUCCUGGGGCUCUUACUCCUGGUGUCCUGGCUUUGACUGGGAAGAAAUGCCCUAACCCAGUACUUCAGCAAGAGAGCUUGAGACCCUGCAUAGUUAUUAAAGCACUUGUUGGCAGGAG
Messenger RNA from Marmota monax (woodchuck), 1717 nucleotides. It is a transcript of the gene Rnh1, whose product is annotated as ribonuclease/angiogenin inhibitor 1. Bases 179 to 1549 code for a protein of 456 amino acids. The transcript is spliced from 10 exons. NCBI's taxonomy places the organism in Eukaryota, Metazoa, Chordata, Mammalia, Rodentia, Sciuridae. Gene Ontology annotation, molecular function: protein binding. Gene Ontology annotation, cellular component: cytoplasm. The record is from RefSeq and is a predicted model, not a curated record.